AUGGAAAAGGACGGUGAUUCGGCCGGGACGGCCAACAAGCCCGAGGAGGUGAAGACCACUGCGCCUCCGGUCGAGGAGAAGAAGCCGGUCGACGUUAUGGAGGAUGUCCCGGAUCCCGAUGAGGACGACCUGGACGACCUAGAUGACAUGCUCGACGACUUCGCGGCGGUGAACGUUGAACCCAAGAAGCCCGAACAGAAAAUUGCGCCUACUGCCGCUGGUCCUGGAAGACCUGCUGCUGUCGCAAGCGAGGCGGAUGACAAGACCCUGGAAGACAUGCUCUCCUCUGACGACUUUGCCAAGCAGCUCCAAGCUGGCAUGGCAGACCUGAUCGGGGAGCUGGAGAAAAACCCGGAAAUGCAAGCACAAUUCGACGACAUGUUUAAGCAGAUUAACGCAGCCGCACAAGAGGUAGACUCUGCUCCUCAACCACCAGCAUCAGCGACGGCAUCGGCGUCGGCGGCGCAGCAACCCAAACCAUCAACAUCCUCCGCGAGUAAACCAGCAGCAGCAGCAGCCGCCGCCGCCGCCGCCGCAGAUCCCAUCGCGGACGGCUCUUUCCAGGAGACGAUCAGGAAGACUAUGGAGCGCAUGCAGGCAUCCGGUGACCAGGCCACAGCUGCUGCCGCAGAAUCGUCUACCGAGGACUUCCUUGCGGAAAUGAUGAAGCAGCUUGGCGACGGCAACAUGGAUGGCGCGGGCAGCGAAGAAGAGUUCUCCAAGAUGCUCAUGGGCAUGAUGGAGCAGCUUACCAACAAAGAGAUCUUGUACGAGCCUAUGAAGGAGCUGAACGACAAGUUCCCUGAGUGGCUGGAGAAGAACCGCGAGAAGACCCCCGCAGAAGACCUGAAGCGUUAUGAGGAGCAGCAGGCUUUGGUAAAGGAGAUUGUCGCCAAGUUUGAGGAGAAGACAUACGCAGAUGGAAACGCGGCGGACAGAGAAUACAUCGUCGACCGGAUGCAGAAGAUGCAAGCCGCCGGAUCGCCACCUUCGGACUUGGUUGGAGAUAUGCCAUCAGCACAGGAAGCAUUCAACGCAGACGAGAGUUGUAAUCCGCAAUAA
Messenger RNA from Colletotrichum aenigma, 1062 nucleotides. RefSeq names its product Peroxisomal biogenesis factor 19 (gene PEX19). The record is from RefSeq and is a predicted model, not a curated record. Bases 1 to 1062 code for a protein of 353 amino acids. Gene Ontology annotation, biological process: protein import into peroxisome membrane. NCBI's taxonomy places the organism in Eukaryota, Fungi, Ascomycota, Sordariomycetes, Glomerellales, Glomerellaceae. Gene Ontology annotation, cellular component: peroxisomal membrane; peroxisome. The transcript has 4 exons.